Molecule: messenger RNA, 998 nt
Organism: Caenorhabditis elegans
Lineage: Eukaryota; Metazoa; Nematoda; Chromadorea; Rhabditida; Rhabditidae
Gene: fog-3
Product: Anti-proliferative protein domain-containing protein
Exons: 8
Coding region: 14-805 (263 amino acids)
Biological process (GO): negative regulation of DNA-templated transcription
Source: RefSeq, marked reviewed
UUUUCAGGAGAAAAUGUAUACCGAAGUCCGCGAGCUCGUCAAUUUUGUGUGCAGAUACUUAUUUGGACAUAUUCCAAGAAGACCGGUCGGCAUAUUUGGCGCUGAACUUGGAAACUACCUCGUCUCACAUUUCUCGUCUACCUGGGAUGUUCAUCAUCCGAAAAAUGGUGAGAUGAAGCGAAUGAUUAACACAACCACUUCUUUAUGCUUUGCAAGUUCUGCCGAAGAAGCUGGAGUCCCUCCGAGUGAUGUUCUGCGUCUACUUCCAACAAACAUGAUCAUUUUUGCCAAUCCGGGCCACGUCUUCGUUCGUUUAUCGGAGAACGGAAUCGAAACACCGAUUUGGAUUGGAGAUGUGAACUGCGAUGAGAACUACCAAUCAGUCCCCGAGUACGUGGUCAGAACCGCUGCAAUCCGCGCGGAGCCUUGCUCGAAUCUUGGAGCAGCUGGGAAAUCGGUUCUUGUUGGAAAAAAGCCGCUUCUCACCAACGACAAAGCUGCUCUCGAAAUGGUCAACACAAUGUAUUCUCCAUUGGCGCGAGAGAAAUGUGAUGAUAUCAACGCAAAUCUCUCUCAUCUUCGGGAGAUGUAUCCAUUCCGCUUCGUCUACAAGCCGUCAUCUGCUCAAACCUUCAGUGGCGUUGAGUUCUCACAGACUCGUUUCGGAUCUAGCAAAUCUCGUCCGGAUCUUCAGACAAUGGAUGUCAUCAAGUACCUCAGCUCUCAGCAAGUUUCGUCUUCGUCUUCGCCAAGCUUCACCUAUUCAAGCAUCAACGACCAAAUGAGAUAUUCUCCCCGUUUUUAAUUUCCCAGUAUUAGAAUCUCAAUUAUCAUACCGUUUUCAAGUUAACCAAGUUUUAUUUUUAGAAUCUUUAGAUUCCCACGAAAGCUUCAUAUCAUGUACUAUUGAAUCGUGUUUUUAUUAUUUUUGUCAAUUUAUUUUUUAUAUUGUUCUUCAGUUUAUUCCAUUCAGGAAUAAAUAAGCCACAGUUUAAAAA